AUGUCGACGAAUCCACCGUGUAUUAAAUGUGAAACAACAGAUAAUUUCAAUGGACUAUUGACUUGCAAUGGAUGCCGACAAAGUUACUGUUCGAAUCACAUCGAUGAUCAUUUCCUUGAACGUCAUAAUCGUUUUGAACAAUUUGUUAAUGAGUAUAAUUUGCUCUAUGAUACUUUUCGCAAUGUUGAAAAAAGGUUGAAUGGUGAUCAGCGAGAAAAAGUCCAGAAAGAACUUAGUGAGAUCAAAUUUAAAUUUCUUGAAAAUCAAAAGUCGCCGAAUUAUUGUGAAAAAGAUUUCACUAGUUGGCUCGAUCGCUUCGAAAGAAUCAGAAAUCAACUAACAAUCUCAUCAGAGUCCAAUCCAGCUACACGAAUUCAUUCCAAAGGCUAUAUACUUUACUUUUCAUGUAUUUUUGGUCUCCUCUUAGCGUAUUAUGUUAAUGAGUGUCUCUUAAUUCCCGAUAAGAAACUCAUUGUUAUUACUGGACCAAUUCGCUUAUCUGAGAAUGAUCGUGUGGCUGAACAUAGCGGUGAUGAUCAUGUACCCGGGACAUUUCGUGUCCGGCAAAACUUUUCGGAUCGUGACUAUUCUGUUCGAUUUCGAAUCGAAAAAAUCUCUUCGUCCAAUGCUUUCAUUGGGAUAGCUGAAUCGAAAGAUCAUCGAACAUCAACCAUGAAAUAUGGAUGGUUGAUUGGUAAUGAUCGAAGUGUGUCUAUAAAACCAGAAGAGAACAUAUUCAUACGGAUACUUCGAAUACUGUGGCAACCUCUGACUAGUUAUCAAGUGAUACACUCCGUCCAACCAGGUGAUACUGUCGAAAUCGUUGUUGAUUGUGCACACUCCAAAAUAAUCUUUGAAAAUUUGCAAACAAACCUAAAAGGCGAAUUGGAGAUCGAUCAGCAACAAAUUCCUUUGCCGUGGCAAGUUGAAAUAACUCUCAAUCAACGUGGAGAUCGAAUCCGUCUUUUAUAA
Molecule: messenger RNA, 972 nt
Organism: Adineta ricciae
Lineage: Eukaryota; Metazoa; Rotifera; Eurotatoria; Adinetida; Adinetidae
Source: the annotation of a GenBank genome assembly